This is a messenger RNA of Triplophysa dalaica, 4880 nucleotides long. It is a transcript of the gene galnt1, whose product is annotated as UDP-N-acetyl-alpha-D-galactosamine:polypeptide N-acetylgalactosaminyltransferase 1. NCBI's taxonomy places the organism in Eukaryota, Metazoa, Chordata, Actinopteri, Cypriniformes, Nemacheilidae. Gene Ontology annotation, cellular component: Golgi apparatus. The transcript is spliced from 13 exons. The record is from RefSeq and is a predicted model, not a curated record. Bases 464 to 2137 code for a protein of 557 amino acids.
CGCUAAGCGCAUUCUAUCAGCCGAAGCUCAGCGCUCAUCAUUCGGACUGAGUGUUCUCGAUCCUCCGCCAAUUUACACUAUAAUUUCUAGCGAUCAGGCCGACCUGAGCGUAUCAAAUUAGCGAUUCGCCAUUCCCGCGAAACCAGACUCGGGAUUUUGUUCAAACUCGGGGCAUUUCGGACCAAGUCUCCUCUCGAUCGUAUUCGGGAUUAAUUUUUGAGGUACAACGACCCGAAGAUCACAUUUUCACUGUGUGGACGCUUCACAUCCGCGCUGGGACGAAGCGAGCGUUGCCAAAACAUCUCAGUUUAUCGUUUCGUGCGCUGUUGAGACACCGACCGAGAAGAGAGCAUGCGCGAGUAACCGGUUUCUGUGGUGGGACCUCAAGCUCCUCCACUCUGCAGGAGUCCCUGUGCUGUAAGACACCAGACCCUCACCCACACUCAGUUCAGCAGGUGUGAAGAUGAGGAAGUUUGCGUAUUGUAAAGUGGUGUUGGCCACCUCUCUAGUGUGGGUGAUGCUAGACAUGUUCAUCCUACUCUACUUCAGUGAGUGCAACAAAUGUGACGACAAAAAAGACAGAGGAUUGCCAGGGAGAGACAUUGUGGUUCAGAGGCCUCAUGACGGCCCAGGGGAGAUGGGAAAGCCAGUAGUCAUCCCUAAAGACCAGCAGGAGAAAAUGAAGGAAAUGUUUAAGAUAAACCAGUUUAACCUGAUGGCCAGCGAGCGCAUCGCUCUCAACCGAUCUUUACCAGACGUCCGGCUUGAGGGAUGUAAGACGAAGGUGUAUCAGGACGAUCUCCCUCGUACCAGUGUGGUGAUCGUAUUCCAUAAUGAAGCAUGGACCACUCUGCUCCGAACGGUCCACAGCGUCAUUGACAGGUCACCAAGACAACUGCUGGAGGAAAUCGUGCUGGUGGAUGAUGCUAGCGAGAGAAACUUCCUGAAACGUCAGUUGGAGCAGUACGUCAGACGGUUGGAGGUGCCUGUUAGGGUGAUACGGAUGGAGCAACGCUCUGGCCUGAUCCGUGCUCGGUUGAAGGGGGCGUCCAUCUCCACGGGUCAGGUGAUCACCUUCCUGGAUGCCCACUGCGAAUGCACAACCGGCUGGCUGGAGCCGCUGCUCGCACGCAUCAGACUUGACAAGAGCACUGUUGUGUGUCCCAUCAUUGACGUGAUCAGCGAUGACACCUUCGAGUACAUGGCGGGGUCUGACAUGACGUAUGGAGGCUUUAACUGGAAGCUGAACUUCCGCUGGUAUCCAGUACCACAGAGAGAGAUGGACCGCAGAAAAGGAGACAGAACUCUGCCUGUCAGGACUCCCACCAUGGCGGGUGGUCUCUUCUCUAUAGACCGAGAUUAUUUUCAAGAGAUUGGCACAUAUGACGCAGGCAUGGACAUCUGGGGAGGAGAGAAUCUGGAGAUUUCCUUCAGGAUCUGGCAGUGCGGGGGAACUCUUGAAAUCGUCACAUGUUCUCACGUGGGUCACGUGUUCCGAAAAGCGACUCCUUACACGUUCCCUGGAGGAACUGGUCAGAUCAUCAACAAGAACAACAGACGGCUGGCAGAAGUCUGGAUGGAUGAGUUCAAGAAUUUCUUCUACAUCAUCUCACCUGGUGUGACGAAGGUGGAUUAUGGAGACAUCUCAUCCAGAUCAUCUCUGAGACAGAGGCUGCAGUGUAAGCCCUUCUCCUGGUACCUCGAGAAUGUCUACCCAGACUCCCAGAUACCACGGCACUACUACUCCCUUGGAGAGAUCCGUAAUGUGGAGACUAACCAGUGCCUGGAUAACAUGGCCAGAAAAGAAAAUGAAAAAGUGGGAAUUUUCAACUGUCACGGAAUGGGCGGCAAUCAGGUUUUCUCCUACACGGCCAAUAAAGAGAUCCGAACUGAUGAUCUUUGCCUGGACGUGUCCAAGCUCAAUGGCCCUGUCAUGAUGCUCAAGUGCCAUCACUUGAAAGGGAACCAGCUCUGGGAGUAUGACCCGGUGAAGCUGAGUCUGGUACACGUGAACAGUAAUCAGUGUCUGGAUAAGGCCUCUGAAGAUGACAGUCAGGUGCCCAGCGUCAAGGACUGCACCGGUAUCCGAUCACAGCAGUGGCUGCUCCGCAAUGUCACACUGCCUGAAAUAUUUUGAGACACGCAAGCACACCGAGGGUCAGACGGACGGACUCUCAAACAGAUUUAAAGAGGAGAGAGAGAGAGAGGACUGCUUUUCUCUCAAUAGCUGGUGGUCUGCCUUUAAUAGAUCUAUACAAACAGAACUUCAUAUGUAUAUGAAUCUCCCAUCACUCCACCGAAAUGAGCGAAAGAUGGAGAGAGACUCGUUGGAGAGAACACUUGAGUUUGAUGCCCUUGCCUCCUCGUUUGAGGAGAAGGGGGCGUUUUGGUUAUAAUUACGAGAACGCCUACCUUUUAGAGUAUCAUUGUGUGUGUGUCUGUGUUGAGAAUGUGUGGGCCAGACAGUUUUCCACAGAGUUUCGCCCUUUUAAUUUAAUUAAGCCUUUUAGAAAUGAAGGGUGUUUAGCACAUGAAGGAGAGGCUUAUAUGUUUGUGUCUGAGCGCAUGUGUGUGCAUGUCUUUGAGUGUGUAACAUAUCAGGAUGGAUCUUCCUACAGUGUCUGUGGAUGUUAGUGGACUGCUGUCUGUUCGCCCAAGCUGAGAAGCAAGGGCUCCCCCCACUGGCCAUUGACAUACGGACACCUGUCAAUCAAUCUAAAAUGGACAACUACUGAUCUAUAAUCUAUAAUCAACCAACGGGAUGACGGAUUGUCAAGGACUUUAUAGGAAAAGUUUCAUAUCGUCAGUGUUCAUGCAACAUUUUUUACACCAGAUACUUUUCUUGGUUUCUGCAUUUUUGGGUACCACAUAAAUGCACAUUUCACUCUUGUAGGACUGUGGUCUCUCUAAAAGGUUUAAUAGCAGUUUGACACAAUUUGAUUAAAAUGGUUGCCUUGGUAACAUACAUUACAUUACCCAUAAGCACAUGGGUUCAUCAGGAAGAGAUGGAACAUAUUUUGUCAUAUCAUCCAGCAAGGGCUUGGUGUCACUGUUAAUGUGCGUCAGAGAGAUUGACUGCAUUUACUUUUGUCUGUGUUUAUUUUCACUUCAAAGUGUUACUGAUAUAUGUAGACACAUUCCUUUUUUUAUUUCAGCAAUUUGUCAUCUGAACAUGAUAGUGGCCAGUGUCUGGCUUUAAGAGAAACUACAAGCCACAUUGUAAGUCAUGUGUUUAGGUGUGAGCCUAAAGAGAUUUGUUCAGAAUUAUGUCUUGCAUUUCAGAUUUUAUUGUUGAUCUGUUAUUUCACUUUUGUGAAUCCAGUCACUCCGAUCUCGUGUCAUAUCAGAAAAAAAAACAAGAAACUAAGACUGAAUAGUGCUGCUCAGAUGAGAAAGGAGGACAAUGGUUGGAAGAUCAAAGUGAAGUUUUGAGAUUUGUAUUGAAAAGUUGGGAAAGAAUCCUGAUGUAUUGUUUUUUACCCUUGAAAAAGUGUUUGACCUGGCCCAAUACUUCAAAUGAUCUUGCACUCUUCAUGUUCUGGUCUUUCAUGUGUAAUAUUUCUUCUGCCAAGAAAUUAUGAUUUUAGAUUGUAAUUGUCAAAAUAAUGUAAAAUCUACACGAACUACAGAAGAGAUGAAUUAAAGAUAACAUUUAAGUAUUUGUAUAGGAUAACAGGAUCACAUCUAGAUGUGCGAGCGUGUGUUUUUAUAUCUGUCAAAGGGAUGUCAUUAGUUUUUGUUUGUUUUGCUUUUUUGUUGAUGAGGAUCUGGCCUGCUGAAUGGUGGGUUGGAGAGCCCUGUGUUGAGAUGAUCCACAGGCUGGAGAAAUAAACCACAGAAAGUUUACAGUCUAACUCCUCUGUUGGAUUUUUAUGACAAUUUCAUGCUGAAGUGUAUCAGAAACAAUCCAUAUAUAUACAGCCGUGGAAAAAAUGAAAAAAGACCAUUUCAAAAAUUAUGAUUUUUUUAUUAAUUCUAACUUGCAAUAUUUAUUGAUAAUUUUAAGUAAAAAUAUUGUUUCUGUUUGCAUUUUUUGCAUUUAGGUAAAAAAAUAGGUGAUAAUUUUGUCAUUAUGUGGUUUUCAUGUGUCUUGUCAUGCUGAAAGUCAUUCACAUUGCUGUUGGACGACUUAAUGUCACUCCUGAGGUUUGAUUUUGUCAGAAUUCAACAGACUCUGGACUGGAAUGGACACAAUAUAGAAAUUCUAAUUUAGUGAAAAUUUGGAAUUCAUCUCUUUCAUUUUUCCACGGCUUUAUAAAUAUACUGUAUAUAUAUAUACUGUAUCUGGUUGCAAUAUUCAAGAAAAGUUGACAUUGCCCAACAAUUUAUAAUCUGUUACAGUAUGUCUUGUUUAAUUUGGUAGUGCUGCCAUGAAGCGUCUCAUGAACUCUUAUAGCCAGAUGCAUGUUGCAAUAUGUAAAAAGAAACUAAAGCUUCACUUUCUGAUUGAUGUUUUUGCUGUCAACCAAAAUAUUGUUGAUACCUUUUUACUGUUUAAGGGCCGCUCUAGCAAACACAGAAGGGGCCUGGCCCAUAAUACACCCUAAAACAAUACAUAUUUAUAGCCUCAUUUCAUGCAAUAGCAAGAUCUUCCUCGAUCUAAUUAAAAUACUACAGCAAGGAAAAGAAGAAAUCUAAUUUCCCUACAGUUGCCCGGAGAUAUUUCAUUGGCACAACUCAUUAAGAGAUAUUUGGUCUGUUUUCAUAUUUCAUCUUUUGUUGGAGGAAGCAAUUUAAGCAUAAGUUUUAGGAAUAUGCCUAACAUCCCCAGAAAGUUAUAAAUUGCAAUGCUAGAAAUCUCAGAAAAUAAAUGUGCACAUGUUGGGUUGGAAAAUAAAAGUCACAUUUAGAUUUGAAUUAAAAGAACAUACUUUGAUGUU